AUGUCGAGACACGAAAAUCUAUUAAGGAUUAAAGAAAUUAAUCUUUAAGAAGAAGGUAAUAUUAAAGAAGCAAAGCAAUUGUUGCUAAAGAAUGUUACAAAAUCUUAGCUUCCUGAUUUCUUCUACGAGCAUAUAGCAGGUAUUAUAGUAGAAGAAUGCCCUACUAAUGGAUAAGAAUUAUAUGAAUUGAUUGGUGAGUUCAUUUAGAAUGGCAAUUAAGUUAGCAAAGAAUAAACAUAAAAGAUUUGCGUCGAAUUACAAAAAUAAUUAUUAGAUCAAAAGAUUAUCAAAAUAGAAGACAAAUUUAAUUUAGUUGCUGAAAAGUUAGAUGCUCCAAUUACUUUGAACCAAGUUUAAUUGAUUAAGGAAAUAGAUAUUGCAUCUCAUGGCUACGAUGAUGCAUUCAGAGGAACCAAGGGUGCUGCAAAUACAAAUGAUGAAAUCAGUCACGAAGAAUUAAAAAUAAAGCUAUAGAAAAAGGAAGAAGAAGCAGUAAAAAAGAAAUAAUAGCUCUUCGAAAGAUUUAAAAACGAAAUUAACGAAAAAGAAAGAAAUCUACCUCCCGUUUAGGUUAGACAUCAUAGAAAUUCAGAAGCUAAAACACAAGAUUUACAAUUAGAUAACGUUAAUGUUAUUAUUGGUGGUAGAGCUUUGCUUGAAGAUGCUAAACUUAGACUUACAUAUGGUAGAAAGUAUGGUUUAAUUGGUAGAAACGGUAUUGGUAAGACUUGCUUUAUGAAUGCCUUAGCUAGAAGUGAGUUUGAAAAUAUGCCCAAGCACUUAUAAAUUUUAUUAGUCGAAUAAGAAAUGAAACAAAGUCACAAAUCUCCUAUAUAAUUAGUUUUGGAAACUGAUAUUGAAAGAGAAUAGUUGCUCUAAGAAGAACAAAACUUAGUCACAAGCAACAACCCAAAUACUGCUGCUCGUUUAUAAGAAAUUUACGAAAGAUUAGAAUAGAUUGAUGCCAUCACUGCUGAAUCAAGAGCUGCUUCCAUCUUAGGUGGUCUCGGUUUCUCUUAAGAAAUGAUGAGAAAUCCUACUUAAUAAUUAUCUGGUGGUUGGAGAAUGCGUGUCUCUCUUGCUAGAGCUUUGUUCGUUUAACCUGAUGUUUUACUACUCGAUGAACCCACUAACCAUUUAGAUUUAGAUGCUGUCAUGUGGCUUGAAGAUUAUAUUAUUAACUGUUCAAUUACUGUUGUUGUUGUUUCUCACGCCAGAGAAUUCUUAAAUGUCGUUUGUACUGAUAUUAUUCAUUUCUUUGAAUAAAAGCUUGUUUACUAUAAGGGUAACUAUGAUUAAUUUGAAAAGACUCGUACUGAAAAGCAAGCUAUGGCUAAGAAGAAAUUCGAAUCCCAAUAAUCUAAGAUUGCUCAUAUGCAAGAAUUCAUUGACAGAUUCCGUUGCAAUGCUAAUAGAGCAGCCUUAGUUUAAUCUCGUAUUAAAGCUAUUGGUAAAUUAGAACAUGUCGAAGAAAUUAUUGAAGAUCCUACUUGCGUCUUCAUUUUCCCUACUCCUGAAAAGCUCCGUCCUCCCCUUCUUAAGAUCGAAGAUGGUUUGUUCGGAUAUAAAAAGGAAUCCACAAUUCUCAGAGGUAUUAACUUUGCAGUUGAUUGUGAUUCUCGUAUUGCUAUCGUUGGUGCAAAUGGUGCUGGUAAAUCAACUCUCCUUAAACUUUUGGUUGGUUCUCUUGAACUCUCAGAAGGUUAGUAAUAUAGAAGCAGCAGAUUAAGAUGCAGUAUGUUCACUUAACAUCACUUGGAUUAACUUGACUUGACUCUUUCUCCUUUAGAAUAAAUUAUGAGAGAUUAUCCUGGCUCUACUUAGGAAGCAUACAGAGCUCAUUUAGGUUCUUUCGGUAUUUCUGGUAAUAUGUCACUCAGACCCAACUAUUUACUUUCUGGUGGUCAAAAAUCAAGAGUUGCUUUCGCUUUAGCAGUUUAUAACAACCCUCACAUUCUUAUUCUCGAUGAACCCACAAAUCACUUGGAUAUAGAUGCAGUUAAUGCUUUAAUUAUUGCUUUAAAUAAUUUCUAAGGUGGUGUUUUAAUUGUUUCUCACGAUCAACAUUUAAUUUCUACAGUAUGCGAUCAAAUCUGGUAUGUUAAACAUAGUAGACUAAAACGUUUCAACGGUGACUUCGAAGAUUAUCGUACUGCACUUGCAUCAAAUAACUUGUGA
Molecule: messenger RNA, 2178 nt
Organism: Tetrahymena thermophila SB210
Lineage: Eukaryota; Ciliophora; Oligohymenophorea; Hymenostomatida; Tetrahymenidae
Product: ABC transporter family protein
Exons: 7
Molecular function (GO): ATP hydrolysis activity; ATP binding
Source: RefSeq, a predicted model, not a curated record